This is a messenger RNA of Suillus plorans, 570 nucleotides long. RefSeq lists its product as uncharacterized. The transcript is spliced from 3 exons. The coding region runs from base 1 to 570 and encodes 189 amino acids. Lineage: Eukaryota; Fungi; Basidiomycota; Agaricomycetes; Boletales; Suillaceae. The record is from RefSeq and is a predicted model, not a curated record.
AUGAGGAUUCAUCCUGACAAAGCCGAGGAUGUUAAUCUUUUAAACUCUUCGCCCGGAUGUAUCUGUCUCUGGCCCGCAGUAUUGUCGGACAAGCAGCAGGCACUACUCAGGCCAUUCACGGCCAGUGCAUACCCCAGCCAUCUGACCCGACUGUAUGACUCACUUUUCCCUGUUGCAGCCAUCAGAUUCCCUGAUCUCGAUCUGCCAGCUCGUCGCCGACGUUGGCUACAACUCUUCGGCCGAGAUUACCUGGCGGAAACUAUCUCUAGCAGCAAGCACGCAUCCGUCCCUACCGUGAGGGACACUGAGGCGUUGACCUUCCUUCGGGAGACUGUGAAGAUAUCUUGGUACGAACUCGAUGGAAUGGACAUUGAAACUGUCAUGAAGCUGGCACGAAUCUCGGCUGGAGCCAACCCUCAGGAGGUAAAGGAGUAUCUCAAGGCCUGGGGCGUGCUCCUUUCUGUACAAAGCAGGGUAGCGCGGUUUUUCGCGCUCCGUGAGAUGCAUGCAUCCGACUCGGCGCACGAGGAACCAAGUUCUCGAGAACACGGUGAAGAUGCGCAUGUUUGA